Hordeum vulgare subsp. vulgare (domesticated barley) is the source of this 2170-nucleotide messenger RNA. Its product is annotated as PTI1-like tyrosine-protein kinase 2. NCBI's taxonomy places the organism in Eukaryota, Viridiplantae, Streptophyta, Magnoliopsida, Poales, Poaceae. Gene Ontology annotation, molecular function: protein kinase activity; ATP binding. Gene Ontology annotation, biological process: protein phosphorylation. The record is from RefSeq and is a predicted model, not a curated record. The transcript has 6 exons. The coding region runs from base 354 to 1763 and encodes 469 amino acids.
UGCGCCGUGCCCGGUCCUCUUCCUUUUCGGCGCCUUGCCCGCCCGCACGCAUCUACCGCCCCCCGUCCACAUCGGCCGCACCGGCGUUUGGCCCGGCGAGCUACCGGGCUGUUGCAGGCUGCGCAGGGAAUGCAAAGCAAAAGUACUGCUGGGCAACAUUCAGUUCAGGUAGUAGUAGAUUCAGAGGACACCCCACCCUACGCUCUUCUCGCGCGCCCCUCGUCUCCUAUAAUAUCUCCCUCCGCGGGUACGCUACACACCCUUUAUCUCCCUGUACACCGCUCCACCACUUGCUGCAGCUGCCGAGUGCUCUGCUACUCGGUGCUCACCCGGCCAGCCAUCCUCGGGCCGGGAUGGCAGGCGUGUCAGCGUUCAGCCCCUCGCCGCCGGCCCCGUCUCCGCUCGCCGCCGCCGACGUCGCCGCCGACGCGCUCCUCGCGCCUUGGCCCCUGUCGCCCUGGCCGGCGCCUCUGCGGCGCGGCGGUGACGACGGCCGCUCCAACCCUCUCUUCGCCAUACUGCCGCUCUCGGCGCUGGCCAUAGGGCUCGUGCUGCUCGUGGCCGUGGCGGUCAUCCUGGUGCUGACCCGCCGGGCGAAGCUCAGGCUGGUGGCCGCCGGGGACAGCGUGGACGGCGACAAGCCGGGCGCGCCGGCGUCCAGCUGCGGCAGCAGCGUCCGCGGCUACCAAAAUGGCAGGUGCUACGCCGCCACAGGGUGCAUAUACGGCGGGCGGCUGGGGCCGCUGGGGCUGGCGGUGGUGCAGCCGCGGAGCAGGGGGGCGCAGGUGUUCACGUACAGGGAGCUGGAGCGCGCCACGGACGGGUUCGGCGAGGGCAACGUGCUGGGUCGGGGCGCGUACGGCGUCGUCUUCCGCGGCCGCCUCGGCGACGGCACACCGGCCGCCGUCAAGCGCCUGCAGCUCGACCCCCGCCGCCAGGGCGAGCGCGAGUUCCGCGUCCAGGUGGACCUGCUGAGCCGGAUGCACUCGCCGCACCUGGUGGGCCUGCUGGGGUACUGCGCUGACCAGAGCCACCGGCUGCUGGUGUUCGAGUUCAUGCCCAACGGCAGCCUCAAGGGCCACCUGCACCCCGCCGCCGGCGUGGACGCGCGGCCGGCGCUGGACUGGCAGACGCGGCUGGGCAUCGCGCUGGACUGCGCCCGCGCGCUGGAGUUCCUCCACGAGCACACCUCCCCCGCCGUCAUCCACCGCGACUUCAACUGCAGCAACGUCCUCCUCGACCACAACUACCGCGCCCGCGUCUCCGACUUCGGCACCGCCAAGGUCGGCUCCAACAAGGCCAACGGCCAGGUCGUCACCCGCGUCCUCGGCACCACCGGCUACCUCGCGCCAGAGUACGCGUCGACGGGGAAGCUGACGACCAAGUCGGACGUGUACAGCUACGGGGUGGUGCUGCUGGAGCUGCUGACCGGCCGGGUGCCGGUGGACACGCAGCGGCCGCCGGGACAGCACGUCCUGGUUUCAUGGGCUCUUCCACGGCUGACGAACCGCGAGAGGCUCGUGCAGAUGGUGGACCCGGCCCUGAAAGGGCAGUUCGCCGUCAAGGACCUCAUCCAGGUGGCGGCGAUCGCGGCGAUGUGCAUCCAGACCAAGGCGGAGUACCGGCCGCUGAUGACGGACGUGGUGCAGUCGCUCAUCCCCAUCGUCAAGAAGAGCCCCGCCAUGUCCUGCUCCUCCACGCCGGCGAGGCCCCUGCAGCACGUCGUCUACAUGAGCCCAGCUGCUGGGAGCAACACGUCCUAGUACACGGCACGUACGUGCGACGGCGGGCUGGAUUUGUCAGCGAGCUGCGCUCACCGUGAACUGCACUGCACUGCACUGACGCGUCUGAACUGAAGAUGUCAGGAUUUCUUUUCAUGGGUUUGCCCGAGCUAGUGUCCUCCUGGCUGGCCUGCUAGGUGCUAGCUUUGCUCGAGAUGGUGCCAUGCUGUAUAGAGUACCACAGGCCCUUCACUUCUUCAAGACAUGCUGCAUUGCAAGCUAACCUUGCAGGGGCACUGCAUGCGUCGUGAUUAUAUGUGUUUGGUUUUUUUUUUUUUUGAGGUAAUGUGUUUGGUCGAUAAUACACGAUUGUUCUCUUGUAUAAAAUUCAUGUACCACAUUUAAUACGUAUAAAAAUGGCAGCUAAUUAUUAGUUUCCUUUUUUAGGA